CAGGAGCGGGAGAACCGACCGAGAGUCAGUCAGUGAGUUGCCGGGCUCUGCGCGGGCAGGAUGAGCUUUCCUAUCACCGUUUCUGUUUCACUCUAACGUUGCCUCUGCCGGGUGUCGCGCGUGCGCGAGCGUGUGUCUGUGUGUGCGUCAGAGACCGAGAGAGAUACAUGUAGAGUGACUGCCGCCACUGUUGUCAUCACCCAAAGGAUAAGCAUCGAGGAGGGAAGUCCCAGGUCGGCCGGUUCGUCACUGCAGGAAGAGGCCCAUCGAUACGAGGAUGCUGCAGCAGAUCCUCCAGGACAUGUGGGUGGACCCCGCCAUCCUGGCCGAGCUGGACGAUGACCAGAAGCAGACGCUGUUCUGCAAGAUGCGGGAGGAGCAGGUGCGGCGAUGGCGGCAGUGGGACCAGAAGCUGUCGGACCACCCCUCGCCGCCGCGGCCCCGCCGGAACAGUUCCAAGACGGUGCAGUUCCUCAACGGCCCCGACGGCGAGCCCUGGGUGUGGGUCAUGGGCGAGCACCCCGACGACCUCCCCAUCGAGCAGAUCCUGGAGCUGGAGGCGCGCGAGAAGGCGCGGCAGCAGGCCGAACUGGAGGCGCAGCAGCUCAGGCUGUCGGAGCUGACGGACCUGCUCGACCUGAGCCACAAGCAGAUCCAGGAGAUGGAGGCGGACCGGACGGCGACGGCGCCACCCUGCGCGCCCCACCAGACCUCCGUGGCCGCGCCCACGCCGCCGGCCGCGGACGACCCCUCCGAGAUGAUCUACUGCUCCGUGGACGAGCUGCGCGAGUGGAGCAAGAAGAAGGAGGAGGAGAACAAGAGCGCCGUGCUGGGCCACAACGCCAUCAACAGCCUCAAGAACAACAACAACCUCAGCAACGCGGCCAGCAAGCUGCGGACCACGGGCCGGCCGGACCGCGACGUGCUGCACGAGAUCUCGCUCAACAACAAGCCCGCGGCCCGCGUGCCCAAGGUGGCGCAGCGGGUGGCGCAGUGGGAGCGCCGCGUGCUGGAGACGCGCACCGAGCAGAUCCUCACCAACCUGAAGCAGCGCCAGGAGGAGGCCGCCAGGGAGGCGGAGGAGAUGGCGCCCGCUCAGGAGCGCCUGUGGCAGGAGCAAGAGAGACGGGCCAAGGAGGCGGAGCAGCAGAUCCGCGAGAUCGCCCGUCGCGCUCGCGAGGAGCACCGCCGGUCCUCCGUGCUGGGUGACCCGAGGCCUUCACCGACGUCGCCGAUGUCGCCGACCUUACCCAGCCCGACGGCGUCCGCGCCGCCCACAGUGCCGCCGCCGCCACCGCCGCAGAGCCGCGAGGCCGUGCUGCAGUGGUACCGCACCAAGGAGGAGCCGCAACCACGGCGCGCGGGGCUGGACGCCUCGGGUGCGCCGCACGCCUGGUUCCACGGCCUCAUCAGCCGGCACGAGGCCGAGGCCCGCCUGGCCAGCAGGGGCCCUGGCGCCUUCCUCGUGCGCCUGUCGGAGCGCGUGUGGGGCUACGCCAUCAGCUACCGGGACCGGGACGCCAGCUCGCCGCCGUCCACCAGCCGCCGGUGCAAGCACUACCUCGUGGACACGACAGGCCCCGGCGGCGGCUACCAGUUCCUGGGCGCCAACCAGAUCUGCCACAAGUCCCUAGAGGAUCUGGUCCGGUACCACCGCGAGAACCCCAUCACGUUGCUGGGCGGCGAGCGCCUGCUGGAGGCGUGUCCGCGACCACCGUCGUCUCCAUCGGCCCCGUCGCCACCCUCGUCGGCGCCGGCCUCCGCGCCGGCCUCCGCGCCCGUGCCGCUGGCGCCGCUGUCGCUGCCUCCCCUGCCUGCGCGGCCACUGCCGCCCAUCCCCGUCACCUCCCAUCAGCGGCCCGUGUUCGCUGGCGGCGCGCGCCUCGGCAGGAACGGGCCGUAGUGUCGCGGGGCGGGGCGCGGAGGGGAGGGGAAGGGGCGCCAGGCUGGAGAGGGCGCCCUUCUUUUUGUACUGUUACUCGCACGGCAGAGGUGUGGACCUGUGAUAAAGAUUCCUGCACCUUGCUGAGUGGGACUAGACUGUUGCUUAGACUUACUUACUCUGUCAUAGUCUUCUUUGUAUUGUUUGUACGUACUAUGGUCUUUGAAGCUUCGUCUAGAGAUUGCGUCAAGGCGAAUUUUCCUGCAAGAGAUUUAUGUGAACUUUAAACUGGUUGCCUCAGACGCUCACGGAACGGCCUAAAGCAUUUGCGUGUGUGUGACUGUGGCAAGUGCCAGUCUUAUAAAAGUUACCAGGCUGCUGAAUAAUGUGUUGGAGCCAGCGCAUUUCGAUUCAGAUUUUCAGAUGCAACCACAUUUGUGAUAGUCUGCGGCAUGCCAUGUAUCCUUGUGUUUAGGGCAAAUGUGAGCCGUUAGAAUAAUCUUGCCAUUGAAACUUCAUAAUACACAGAAACUAAAAGUUCACUACAUUUUCAAGCAACACAUUUUGACCACUACAUUACUUUUUGUAUCCAAAUUAAAAUAUUUUGGUGACAGUUGUGAAGUGAGUUUGUAUAUAUUUUUUCAAGUCAUGUGAUACUUAGAUGUGAAUGAAUAAAAUCGCCAUGCUUAAUUAAUUUUUACUCUUGUAGUGAUAUGCUGAAAUUUAAAAGUAAGCCAAGUUAUUAGAUAUUAGGUUUGUUUGCAUUUGUUUAUAAUUAAUUGAAUCAAUACAAUGUCAUUUUUCAGCUCAAAUAUUGGGAUGUUCAUAACAAUAUUUUGUGCAAGUUAAAGUGGCGAAUGGUGUUUUAUAAAAUUAACAAGCCCGUUAAUCAUUGUCCAUUUGUUCAUUUUGAUUGAACCACUCACUCGUUUGAAGUCUGAAUGUAGUUCAUACUGUGGCCAAAAUCUCCUUAUCGUCUGUAAGUCCAAAAACAGUGGACAUGCUAUUGUUAUCUGGUGUUAUUUCUGAAAGGAUCAAAUAUUUGAUGCUAUGUAGAAGAGACGUCCGUCUUUUGGACACUUCGUCAACAUUUUCUAUGAAAAUAAAUAUUUAUUUCAUGAAGA
Messenger RNA from Thrips palmi, 3006 nucleotides. Its product is annotated as SH2 domain-containing protein 4A-like. Bases 278 to 1903 code for a protein of 541 amino acids. Lineage: Eukaryota; Metazoa; Arthropoda; Insecta; Thysanoptera; Thripidae. The transcript has 8 exons. The record is from RefSeq and is a predicted model, not a curated record. Gene Ontology annotation, cellular component: cytoplasm.